GUGCACUCGUCUUUUGUUGUUCCAUUACUUGACAAUGCAGCCACUGCAGAUUGAGCAAGCGCUUGCCAUCAUACAGGGCGCGACGUCGCUCAGCCAGCUGUCGUCCGGCCUGCGCUCGCUGCUGGACUUUGAGCAUCAGAAACUGGCCGCGUCCCUCAAGAUGCAGCGCCAACAGCAGCAGCAGCAGCAGCGGCAGGAACAGCGGCAGGAACAGCAGCAGCAGCAACAGUCGCUGAUGCAGCUUGCAGAGCCGAGCCUGCUGCUUGUCAAUACUGCGCUCGCCAGCCUCGAUCCCGCCGUCCACACGCUCGGCUUCAUCUGGCUUCUACGCGUCAAGUUCACGUCCGUUGAGGCCGCGCGUCAAGAUCCGAGCUUCAUUCCGCUGCUUCAUGCGGUGCUGUCGCGGGGAGAUGAAGCUCAGCUUCAGUUGGCCGGAUAUCUGCUCUAUGUCAUUUGCGACGUGGUCGCGCUUUACGCACACGAAACGAUGCAGUUCGAGCGAACCAUUGCAAUUCUCGUCCUCGCCAUCCAGAAGGCCGCCAAGCCCGGUCUGCUCACUAUCAUGCAUGUGCAUUUGUCUCAGCUGGCUCAGCUGGCCCAAUGCUUCCAUGUGGCACAUGUCUUUGAUGCUGAUAUCGUCGAGAUCUCCCCAACUUCGACCAGUCUCAAGAUUGUCCAUGUUCUGUCGUACUAUUACUACGUUGGCAUGAUUUACUGCGGACUCAAGCAAUGGCGGCGUGCCAUGCACUUUUUCGGGAUGGCUGUUUCGGCUCCUGCAAACACUACCAGUCUUAUUGCUGUGGAGAGCUACAGAAAGUAUGUUCUCGCCUCGCUUCUUCACUCUGGCAAGGUGGAGGAUUUGCCAAAGUACACGUCGUCCAACGUUGUGCGUACUGCAAAGCAAAUUUCGGUCCCGUAUGUCGAGUUUGCCGCCCUGUUCGAGAAGCUGUCGCUUGCUGAGGCUGCCCUUCUUGUUGCGUCUCAGUCCAGCGUCUUUCUCGAGCAUACAAACUUGGGUCUUGUGAAGCAGUGCAUGGCCUCCCUCACGCGCCGCAUUGUGCAACGGCUCACGCAGACCUUCAUCACUUUGAGUCUGACGGACAUUGCAACGCACGCCCGUUUGAGUUCUGCGAAGGAAGCUGAACAUCUUCUCGUGCAGAUGAUUGAAAGCGGCGAGAUCCAUGCUCAGAUCAGCCAACGCGAUGGAAUGGUCGCUUUCAAAGACGACCCCAACCGAUUCGAGUCGGCCGAAACGGUCGCUGCUGUCGAUGCCAAGAUUCGUCGCUCCAUCCAGCUCCAUGAACAUUUGUCGCGAUUGACUGCAGACAUUUUGACUUCUUCAUCGUACAUUAAGAAGACCGAGUUUGGGGCUCAAGGGAGUGCACAGCACGAUCUGGACGAUAUGGAGGCGAGCUUCUGAGCCUUUUUUUUUUCCUAACAUUUCGAGUCUGCGUGUCGCGAUCGUCCAAGUGUUGGUCUCCGUCUCGUCCAUCAAAUACAUCAUACAUAGUCCACGAA
Molecule: messenger RNA, 1518 nt
Organism: Capsaspora owczarzaki ATCC 30864
Lineage: Eukaryota; Filasterea; Ministeriida; Capsasporidae
Exons: 10
Coding region: 35-1420 (461 amino acids)
Biological process (GO): ubiquitin-dependent protein catabolic process
Cellular component (GO): COP9 signalosome
Source: RefSeq, a predicted model, not a curated record